AUGAGCGACUGGGACGAAAUCAAAAAUUUAAUAACAAAUUUGACGUCGGAAAUGCGUAAAGAUCUGAAAGAAAUUAAAAAUGAUUUUCAAGAAUACAAAAAAACACUGAAAAUUUUCAGAGAAGAAAAUAUUGAAUUAAAGAAAGAAAUUAACGAACUGAAGAUGAAAGUUGAAAAUUUGGAAAAAUUGGAAGAAAAAGUCGAAAACAUCGAAAAAUACAAGAAGAAAAAUAACAUAAUUAUAAGUGGAUUUAAAAUACGGGACAAUGAAGAAGAAGCGCAAGAAGAAAUAGAAAAAUUUGUCGAAAACAAGCUACAAGUUGUUAUUAAAGCGAAAAAAUUGACAAAAAUAAACGAAACAAUGUGCGUACUAAAACUGAACAAUCGAGAAAAAGCAGAUGUAAUGAAAAAUAAACACAAACUAAGACACGUCAAAGGCCAAAAAAUAUUUAUACGCCAUGAUUUAACAGAACAAGAGAACAAAAUCCAGAAAAGCCUACAAGAAAUAGCAAAAGAUAAAAGAAACCAGAACAAAAAGGUAGUAAUUGGGUACCAGAAAUUAAUUAUAAAUGGCGAAAAAUUUAUAUGGAAUAAAAAGAAAAAUACGAUUGAAAGUACGAAUACUCUUCAUGAUAAUUCAAAAAACUAG
Molecule: messenger RNA, 648 nt
Organism: Diabrotica virgifera virgifera (western corn rootworm)
Lineage: Eukaryota; Metazoa; Arthropoda; Insecta; Coleoptera; Chrysomelidae
Exons: 1
Coding region: 1-648 (215 amino acids)
Source: RefSeq, a predicted model, not a curated record